CAUGUGCAGACCUGCGAGACAAAAGCAUUCUUUUAGGACAACCCUUCCUCAAACUGGUUGAGACUCUAGAUCACGCACCGUUUUUCAUCUGUUCUUGUAGUUAUAGAAAAUUAUAAUUAAAAUGGAGAAUAAACAAGACGCUAGUGGAAAUUCAUUGUAUGUUGGAAACCUAGAUGGUACACGGGUCACAGAACAGAUCAUGAUAGACAUAUUUAAAAAUGGCCUAAAGCAUAUUAGUGACAAAGUUCUUGGAGCAAAAAUGUUCCACCCACAAGAUGGCACAGAUUCCUAUUGUUUUGUUACAUUUGCUGAUCAUGAUGCAGCCAUGGCUGGAAUGUCAUUUUUGAAUGGACGAGAAGUGUUCAAUAAGAAAGUGAAGGUUAAUUGGGCAACUUCUGGAACUUCAAACAAAAGUCAAACAGGCCAGAAAUAUUAUGGGGCCUGCUCCUCCAUCUUUGUUGGAGAUCUGGACCAAGACAUAGGUGAAGAGGCAUUGCAGAAAGCUUUUGAGAUUUUUGGCGAAAUUGUAGCUGUUCGCGUAGUUCGUGAUGCAGUUACCAACUCAAGCAAAGGAUAUGGCUUUGUCUCUUUCAAAUCCAAAAUCGAUGCUGAAGAUGCAAUGACUAAAAUGCAAGGAGCCACUCUUGGAGGAAAAGCUAUUAGGACUAACUGGGCAACGCGUAACAAAGUCCCUGGAACUGGUGGAGAUCAACAGACGAAACCUGCUGCAUUGAAUUACAACGAAGUCUACCAGUCUGCAAGUUCCAAUAACACCACAGUCUAUGUCGCAAACCUGCCUAGCUCCAUCUCAGAUGAGAAGCUCCGCCAGACUUUCAGUUGUUUUGGCCAAAUCCAGGACACAAGGAUAUUUAUGGACAAGCUGUAUUGCUUCAUCAAAUACGCAACACACGAAUCUGCAGCGACUGCCAUUGUUAAAUGCAACGGAAUGGAUAUUGAUGGCUGCAUAAUCAAGUGCUGGUGGGGAAAGGAAAGUGGCGAGAACUCAGUGCCAUCUUCAGGUGCAAGUGCGGGACAAGGUCAGCAAGGAGGCGCAGGUGGAGCAUACUCCAUGUACAAUCCAUACCAUCAGAUGUAUUACAAUUAUUGGGCAGCUGUGAUGGCGCAGCAGCAGAUGACAAGUAACUCGCAGUCCGGCCAGCAAUCAAAUACACAGGCGUAUAUGCCGGUGGUGCAAAGCCAAGGGUACCCUAUGUAUGGAAUGUACUCUGCACAACAGUACGGACAAAUGCCAAUGAUGCAAGGAUACGGAGGAUCUGGACAACAAUCAUCUAACCAAAAUGGAGCCCCAAGUGGAAACUACGGAACACAAUCAUAUCAAAACUCUCAUUAAGUUAUCAGCUUGCGAAGGAGGAAGUGGAUUGUUGUCAAAAGAACUGGGACCUAUUGACAAAUUGAAAUAAAGCCCUAAUCAAGGCUUUAUUUAGUUAAAUGCAAAAGGUUGCAUUUUUGAACUGUAAAAUAACAAAAAAAAUUGAAUUGGUGACAUGAAGACAGUGUUGCAAUAUUUAAAGGAGACUCGUGCAUUGGUUUUUAUGAGGCCGCGUUGUACUGCGGUGACGAAAGGAAUUGUUGAUGUUUAAGCAAGAAGGGGACUUGAACUAACUUAGAAAUUGUAAUUAGGCAAGGUUGAAUGUUCUUAUAACGGACAAGACAGUAUUUAAAAAGAUCACAAACAAGUAGUGAUCAAAUAUUUAGAAAGUACCAGUCUAAAAAUGUUUGAGUUUCGAGUAAUUGUCAAGGCCUUUUAAAGUCAUGAUGAAAUAAAUCUUUAAAUCGGUAAAAUGCAUGAAUAUUUACGAUCAACGUAGAGUAGAAUCAAAAACUUUAUUUUGAAUAUGUAAAGUAAAGAUGAAGAAAAACCACAACGCUGCACUUGUAGUAAAUAACAUUAAGAUUGAAAUGAUAAAGUCUUCAUUA
Molecule: messenger RNA, 1938 nt
Organism: Rhopilema esculentum
Lineage: Eukaryota; Metazoa; Cnidaria; Scyphozoa; Rhizostomeae; Rhizostomatidae
Source: RefSeq, a predicted model, not a curated record